Molecule: messenger RNA, 1824 nt
Organism: Fusarium fujikuroi IMI 58289
Lineage: Eukaryota; Fungi; Ascomycota; Sordariomycetes; Hypocreales; Nectriaceae
Product: related to amine oxidase
Exons: 2
Coding region: 1-1824 (607 amino acids)
Molecular function (GO): oxidoreductase activity
Source: RefSeq, a predicted model, not a curated record
AUGGGCAACGUCAAGACAGUCGACCUGGAGAACACCUCCGGCGCCUACUUCGCUCCUGGUACUCUCUCCUCAGCUUCGAGAACUCUCCAAGUCUCCGGCCAGGUCGGCAGUGCCAAAGACGGCACCGUCCCAGCCGACUACGAAUCCCAGAUUCAUCUUGCACUCCUCAAUCUGCGUAAGAUCCUCAUCGCAGCAGGCGCGCGCGUCGAGAACAUCACCAAGCUUACCGUCUAUGUCGUGAACUAUGAUGCGGCCAACAGGAAGCACACGCGGCACAUGCAGAAGUUCCUGAGGGGCCAUAGGCCGGCCAUGACUCUGGUGCCGGUCGAUAAACUGGCUAUGCCGCAGUGGCUGUUUGAGAUCGAUGCGACUGUCGCUCUGCCGCCGGCCGAAGCGUUAUCUCGCGCUCCUGCCCUUGCAGCACCCUCGGAAAAGCACGACGUGGUCAUCGUGGGAGCCGGUCUUGCGGGCUUGACGGCCGCUCAUGAGCUCAUCCGCGCUGGCCUCUCGUGUGUCGUUCUGGAAGCUCGUGAUCGCGUCGGAGGCAAGACAUGGAGCCAGGAGCUUCCCUCUGGCGGUGUCAUUGAUCUCGGCGCUGCUUGGAUUAAUGAUACGAACCAGAGCAGAAUCAUUGCCUUGGCCAGGAGAUAUGGCGCCAAUCUCAUUGAGCAGAACACCGACGGGUACUGCGUACUUCAGAAUGACAAGGCAGAGGUCUCCCUAUUUCCUUAUGGAGAGAUUCCCAAGUUCGAUGAAGAAUCACGAAAGAACAUCGAGAUCAUCCGAGACAUGGCCGAAAGGGACUGCCAGGCUCUGGAUACAUGGAACCCGAGAGACACGUCCCUCGAUUCCAUGACCUUCGAGGCCUAUCUUCGGUCCCGAGGAGCCAGCGAAGCGGCACUGGCUACGGGAACGGUUUGGACGCGUGCGAUGUUGGGCCAGGACCCCAAAGACAUUUCGGCUCUGUACUUUCUCAACUACUGCAAGUCUGGAGGUGGCCUGCUGCAGAUGCGGUCUGAUCGCAAACAUGGCGGGCAGUACUUGCGUGUAAGACAGGGAACACAGCUGUUCGCCAAGGGCCUUGCUUCAAGUCUCCCAGUUGAUACGGUGCGUCUCUCAACGCCGGUCAAGUCCAUCGUCCAGAACAGCGAGGCUGGCUCCAUUCUCGUGCACACCUCGUCAGGAAAAGUCAUCUCAGCUCGCAAGGUCAUCACGACUGUGCCGGGGCCUGCCCUCAGAUCCAUCUCCUUCUACCCCGAGCUGCCCCCCGUCAAGCAGCUGUGGGCCGAGUCAUUGUCCUACGGAUACUACACCAAAGCAAUGAUGGAGUUCAAGUCGCCGUUCUGGAUCGAAGCCGGAAUGUGCGGCCUCAUCAACUCCUUCAAAGGCCCUGCGGCAGUCGUUCGCGAUACUUCGGAUCCGCAGAGCAACAAGCAUGUCCUCACCUGCUUCAUGGCAGCAGACCACGGCCGCGCGUGGGGUGCCCUCCCGAGCCAAGCUGAGAAAGAGGCUGCGCUGCUCAAACAGCUCAAGAGUCUCUACGGCGUCAACAACAUCGAGGACUUGUUCGUCUCGCUGACGUACUACGAAUGGAGCGGAGAUGAGUGGUCUGGCUUUGGAUGCCCUUGCACAGCUCUGCCGCCUGGUCUUCUUGACACAGUGGGCGGAGAUAGCCUCAGGCAGCCAGCUGGAGACCUGCAUUUUGCUGGCACAGAGACGGCUGGCGAGUGGAAGGGGUACAUGGAGGGCGCGGUGCGUAGUGGUGAGCGGGCGGCAGGUGAGGUUGUGAAAGACUUGAAGGCAGGUAUUGUGUGCCGCCUGUAG